AGCCGCGGAAGCCGGGUCAUGGCAGCGCCGGAAGAGGCGCGCGGCGGCCGGGCCGGCUGGGAGGCAGGCCGGGAGGCGGCCGGUUUGAGCGGCGCCCGGCGGCGGCCGCGCGGCGCCGCCGCCAUGUUCCGCUGCGGAGAGGAGAUUGUAAGUGGGGAGAGCGAGGAGGAGAGUAACGGUGUCAACUUGAUGGAGUUCUCUGAUGAGAUCCUCCUGCACAUCCUGAGCUACGUCCCUUGCACAGACCUUGUCCUGAACGUCAGGAGAACCUGCAGGAAACUCGCCACGCUCUGCCUGGACAAGAGCCUAACCCACACCGUUUUACUGCAGAAAGACUAUAAGGUAAACAAAGACAAAGUGAAGCAGCUGAUGAGGGAUAUUGGAAAAGAGAUUUACCAGCUGAACAUGGCCGGGUGCUACUGGCUGCCCAGCUCCUCUAUUGAUCAUAUAACGCGGUGCAAGAACCUGGUGAAGCUGAACUUGUCUGGGUGCCACAUCACCUCUCUGCACCUCUCCAAGACGCUGUCCACGCUGCAGCAGCUGCGCUCCCUGGCAAUAGACGUCAAUCCUGGUUUCGAUGCCAGCCAGCUGAGCAGCGAGUGUAAAGCCACUCUGAGCCGCGUCUUGGAGCUCAAGCAAACCCUUUACACUCCGUCCUACGGCGUCGUUCCGUGCUGCACCAGCCUUGAGAAACUGCUGCUGUAUUUUGAGAUUCUUGACCACUCGCGGGAAGGUUUUAUGCUUUCUGGACAGCUAAUGGUAGGUGAGAGCAAUGUCCCUCAUUACCAGAAUCUUCGUGUCUUCUACGCUAGGCUGGCUCCUGGCUAUGUUAAUCAGGAGGUGGUGAGGCUGUACUUGGCCGUGCUGAGCGAUCGGACGCCCGAGAACCUUCAUGCCUUCCUCAUUUCUGCUCCUGGCAGUUUUGCAGAAACGGGAGCCACUAAAAACCUUCUGGACUCAAUGGCUCGAAAUGUACGUCUGGAUGCUUUGCAAUUGCCCAAAGCUUGGAUUAACGGCUCUGGCCUCCUGCAACACUUGAAGUUCAACAACCCUUUCUACUUCAGCUUUAGCCGGUGCACCUUGUCGGGUGGUCAGUUGAUCCAGAGGGUCAUGAAUGGUGGGAAGGAUCUUAAGAGCCUGACCAGUUUGAAUCUCAGUGGCUGUAUUCAUUGUCUGGCUCCGGAAUCCUUGUUUCGGAAAGCAGAAGAUGACAUAGACAGUAGCAUUCUGGAAAGUCUAGUAGUGUCCUGUUGCAACCUGAGGCACCUCAACCUCUCUGCAGCUCAUCAUCACAGCUCAAAAAACAUAGGGAAUCAUUUGUGCCAGCUGCUGGCCAGACUAAAGCACCUGCUUUCGUUAGCACUGCCAGUCUGCUCCAUAACAGAUGUUGCUGCAAACAUGGAAAAGCCUCCCAUGCAGUCUAAUGUGAUGCCCCAAACGUUAGGAAAGAAAGUCCGGAUUGGGAUACAGACGUACUCAAACCAGAAGCCACAUUCUUCAGUGUUCUGGACUUUGAUGGGAAGCCUUCCGUUUUUGGAAAACUUGGAAAUAAUCGGGUCCAGUUUUUCCUCUGCCAUGCCCCGCAACGAGCCAGCAAUUCGGAACUCGCUUCCCCCUUGCAUCCGGGCCCAGAGCGUGGGCGAUGCCGAGGUAGCUGCCAUCGGCCAGGUGACUUACCUGCAAAGCCUCACCUUAGCCCAGCUGCCAAAUAUCCUUACUGGCUCCGGACUCGUUAGCAUUGGGUUGCAGUGCCAGCAUCUGCGGACUCUUUCGCUGGCCAACCUGGGCAUGAUGGGGAACGUGGUCUAUAUGUCUGCUCUCAUGGACAUGCUGAAACACUGCAAGUGUUUGAGAGAUCUGAGGCUAGAGCAGCCCUACUUCAGCGCCGGCGCCCAGUUCUUCCAGGCCCUGAGUCACUGCUCCUCUCUCCAGCGCCUCUGCAUCGUCUCCCGGAGCGGCACCCUGCAGUCUGACGCAGUGAUGUCAUUCAUGGCCAACUGCCUUGAGGUCAUCAUGUGCCACAUGUUUAUGGGAGAGUCUCUUACCGUUUGCAAAAAUCUCCAGCAGUCUCUUGUCCGGAGUUUCCAGGCAGACCGCCCUGCAUUAAACGUCGUCAUCUUCCCCCUCCUUCACGAGGACUUGACAGAGGUCAUCAGAGACGUCCCCAUGAGGCACUUGGAUGAAAUCACCUUGUUUAAAAGCAGAGUGGCCGAGGAGCCUCCCAACCUGUGGUGGUGACGGUCGCGGCGCGGAGGGGACAAUUGGAGCCACCACACGGAAGAGCUGCUCGUUGGCCUGGAUUUUCCCCAGCUUCAGCCCGUGGCCGCCUCGCUCGAUGCUGUACAAUCACUUUAAUGAGGUGCAAUUGCAAAACAAAACAACAAAAAACGCUGGGCCUUUGCCGUGGGGAAACAUCUAUUGGGUAAUGCUCGCCUCCAAAAAGCCUAUCUCCAAGGCUUGUGGAAUACGAUGAGUAUUUCCUUGCGGUUCGUGAUGGUUUGCUUUGUUGUUUUACUGAAGUUAAAGGUAAGAGAAACUGUCUUAAUGAUGCUCUUCCCCUGUGUUGCCUGGUGUGAGGGCCCCUGUGUACUUUGGCAGUGUACUUUGUGAUAUUGGUGGAAAUCAUUCUUUGCUUUGGUCUCUUUUUGGCAAAAUAGAAAGCCUAGGCCAGCUACGAGGCACAGAAGUGUGUUGCUCAGUUGAAAUAAAUCACAUCUUUUCUAUGUUACAAAUAGCAUUUGUAGUCACAUACACUUGCGAUCAUGGGUAUUUAAAGGGUUUUUGAAUGAGAAGUACCUCAAGGACUCUCUCUCUUACUUUUAGAAUAACAAAUCAUGGUCAUUAGCCCCUUGACUGUGGGAUGUUCUUAUUGCUAAUGAUGUUUCCAUCGGUUGUCCUGGUAGAAGAGGUUGAGCUGGUUUUGAAAUCCUUGACCUGGGGUUGAUGGUGCCCACAGCAAGUAAGCUGGAGCUUAGAUCUGGUUUAAAUGCCGUGUGUCUUGCAGCUGAGAUGGGAAGGUAGUGUCUAGGUUCUGUCCUUAGACCCCAUGCCUUGAGCUCGUGCUAGUUUUAGAGACAUUAAUGAAGUGUUUUCACAGUGUGAUUUCAGUCGGUUUCUGUGCUCCA
This is a messenger RNA of Nothoprocta perdicaria, 3125 nucleotides long. It is a transcript of the gene FBXL18, whose product is annotated as F-box and leucine rich repeat protein 18. The coding region runs from base 19 to 2238 and encodes 739 amino acids. Gene Ontology annotation, biological process: SCF-dependent proteasomal ubiquitin-dependent protein catabolic process. Gene Ontology annotation, cellular component: SCF ubiquitin ligase complex. NCBI's taxonomy places the organism in Eukaryota, Metazoa, Chordata, Aves, Tinamiformes, Tinamidae. Gene Ontology annotation, molecular function: protein binding. The record is from RefSeq and is a predicted model, not a curated record. The transcript has 5 exons.